AUGUCCCCAGCAGAAGUGCCCCCAGAUGCAGAGGGCCAAGAGCCUUCGCAGAGUCCUCCCACUGACGGUAUCCCUGCUAAACGGGCUCGGGCGAAGCAUGCAUGUCGGGAGUGCAAUUCUCGAAGGGUGAGGUGCAACGUCACUGAGUCCCACCCUUGUUCCAACUGCCAGACUUCAGGGGCCAAAUGCGAAGUGCUGCCGUCUCGGAGGGGGAGGUAUCCCCGGAGGUCACGUCGCCAGAACCAAUCAGUUCAGGCGAAAGAUCCCGGCUUGCCUUCCACUGGAACUGUUGAUGAUGGGAUCACUUUGUCCUCCAUCGAUUCAAUCCAACCUGUUCCAACACUGGGAGGCGACUCGAUCACCAGCCCCCUGCUAAAUAAAAAUGUCUUCGAUGCUAGACUUCCUGCGAGAACACCAUCGCCCCCAACCGACUCGGCGGCGCCUGGGUCUUUGUUCUUUGGCGAAUCCAAUUUUCUGACUCUGGUGCCUGGUCGUCCUCGCCAGGGCGAUGGACCAAAUCAGAAUGAUGACGCAAACGGGAGCAAGCAAAAGGCUCGCCUUCUGUUUCCCAUCACUAGCACGCCCCAGUCAAUUCCCGAGGGCGAAUCACCUGCCAGCUGUGACCGUGUCAGCUCGGGAACAGCACGAUAUCUCCGCGACGAAGGCGCCUUGACACUGCCCGAUCUGCGCACCUGUGUGCCAGCACUACAGGCUUACUUUACCUGGUUUCAUCCUUGCUUUCCUAUUCUGGACCGCGCCGAGUUCACGCGUCGACUGGCAAGCUUUGAUGUUUCCUAUCUUCUCCUCCAGUCGAUGCUCUUUAUUGGCGCGACUUAUUGCGAUCAUGAUACCAUUGUCUCCAUGGGGUUCCAGGACCGCUCUGAAGCCAAGUCCCUGUUAUAUACGCGAGCUAGACUCUUGUUCCAUGCGGAUUGGGAAAAGGAUGAAAUCACCCUGAUCCAAUCCCUGUUUCUCAUGAGCUUUUGGCGAGGCGGUCCAUCGGAUGUCAGAGAUGUCCGGUAUUGGUUGGGCGUGGUCAUUGGGGUGGCCGAGUCGUAUGGACUCCAUAGAUCCGCCAAGUUUACAACUCGGGAUACCCAUCGAGCAAGAAUAAGAAGAAGGAUAUGGUGGUCUAUUUAUGUUCGUGAGCGCCAGGCCGCUGCUUCACUCGGUUUGCCUAGCAGGAUCCGAGAUGAUGACUGUGACAUUGAGCCGCUCAGUCCCUCGGAUCUCGAGUCCGAAGUAGCUAACCACGAGACCUCUCACUUUGGAUCCUGCAAGCCAGAGCAUAUCCAAUAUGUCAUCAAAAUGGUGGAAAUUGCCAGAAUACUCGGCCAAGUCAUCGAUGUUCACUUCUCCCCCGGAAGGCCACCAUCAACCCUAGAACAAGUUCGGAAUCUUGAUCAGACUCUCGAGACCUGGAAACAAAGUCUCCCGGAUGAGUUGGGCCGCGUAGAUGAUGGGAAUGCCUCGGUGUGGUCACAUCUUCUACACCUGGCAUACAAUCAUAUCCGAAUUCUCAUCCAUCGUCAUAGCUUCCUGAAACAAAAGAAGGAAGAUGACAAUGGUCAAAUUGCUGUGGCCGCUGCUUCGCGAAUUAGCCGAAUCGCGGAGGAUAUGUUGGCGCAGGGGACGCUCCGCUAUGGACAGAUGCAUUUGAUCACAAGUCUGUUCGCUGCGCUUUGCAUUCAUGCCAUCAGCAUCAAAAGAGGCGUUGAUGUCACCCGACGGAUCGCAGAGCACAGAGCCCAGAUGUGUUUACUUGCCCUACAGGAGAUCCAGAAAUACUGGAGGAUCAACAACAACGUGCUUGACUUGUUCCUCCAAUACCUCGACGUCUCGAUUGCCAAGCGAAUCCACGGCACAGGCCAAGUCGAAGGCAUGAUGCACACCAUGCCCAUUCUGGAGCCGCAAUUGAUUGGAGAAAGCCAGGAUAAUGGCCGCCAGGCUACUCCUGCGCCAGAAGGCGGGGUGCGGUAUGACUUCCCGACACCGCAGACACAGGCCCAGACGAAGGCCUUUGAAGACCAAUACUUCAAUAUGCUGUAUGGGCCUUGGGAAGGCGAUGAUGGCGUGGCUGAUCUGGGACUGGUUCUCCAAGCCAACGACCCCCUGCAAAUGGAUUGCCUCAACUUUUUGGGCCGGUCUCUGUAG
This is a messenger RNA of Ilyonectria robusta, 2154 nucleotides long. RefSeq names its product fungal-specific transcription factor domain-containing protein. The record is from RefSeq and is a predicted model, not a curated record. The transcript has 7 exons. Gene Ontology annotation, biological process: DNA-templated transcription; regulation of DNA-templated transcription. Lineage: Eukaryota; Fungi; Ascomycota; Sordariomycetes; Hypocreales; Nectriaceae. Gene Ontology annotation, molecular function: DNA binding; DNA-binding transcription factor activity, RNA polymerase II-specific; zinc ion binding. Bases 1 to 2154 code for a protein of 717 amino acids.